AUGGCUCUGCCUCAGCAAGAUUCCAUUAAUAUUGAUCAAAUCAUCGGCAAGCUGUCUAAAGCAAAUUGUCUGGCCUUGGUGAAGGCUAUACUGACCCGUGGGUCUGCUAAUGAACAAUGGUCCAUCUCCUCCAAUGAACUUUCAUGUGCUGACGAUUGCUCUGAGCUCUGGGGACUGGUUGAUAAGCUCCAGGCUGAGGUUGAGGACCUCAAGUCCUCUUUGACUGAGCUGAAGGAAGACCAGAAUGAUCUCCGCAACCAGCUCGUCACUGCAUCUGAAAGGCUGGACACCAUGGAGGUGACCAAAUCUGCUCCUGCACCCACCAAGACCUCUUGCUGCAAGUGUUGUCAGGGCUCUGACCCUGAUCUUCCUUCCCUUCUUCCCACCAAGAAGGCUAAGGGGCAGCUGAUGAAGGAAGAAGCAGCUGUACAUGACUGUCUCUAUAAACACCUCAGGGCCACUCUCCUGUGUUUGAUUGGAUAUGAUGCCCAUGUCACAGGGGCUCCAAUGCCCAGGAAGAACAAAGAUGCAAGGUACAGUCCUGAAGCAUCCACUGGCUCAGCACCCUUCCUCCUCCCUGAUUGGGGGACUUCCCUGUGGACAGAAGGGGAAAAUUUCACCAUUGUCAAUCAGACAGUGCAUUUAGUGCAGGAGCUGAACAUGCAUGAGGACCUUGUGCCUGCUCCAUAUGAGGAGUGGGUCUCUCAUGCUGCUCUCAAAGAUCUGUUACACACAAUAUGGGGCAAGUUCAAGCAGCAGUUUGAUGCUGAGCAUAACCCUUCACAAAAGGCACUCAGGGACAAAUGGGCUCUUGAAGGGCAUCUGUCUGAGCAUUGUAAGACUCAGUAUUCAUGGGCCAGUAUGGGUGCUUGCCUUCAAGCCUUACAGCAAGGUGUACCUGAGGACAAUGUUGAGCAAUUUGCCUUUAAGAUUGUGGAUGAGAGCUGGGUGGGAGAGGAGUGGGGAUGGGAUGACCAGCUGGAUGACAGUUUGCAUGAUGCAUGGUGGCAGACCAUGUGCAAUUCUGGCCAGCUCAGCUCAGUGCAGAAGCAUGACCAUAAGUGUGCAUUUGAACUGCGUGCUCCAACCUUCAUGUCCAACAAUUUCUGGAAGAUCUGCAAGACAUUCAUACUCAUCAAAAAAGAAGCAGACAUCACCAAUCCCACCUGCCGGGGUAAACAUGUCAUCACUGCUCAUGUCGACCUUGGUCCAGCCAUGCCCCAGUUGCAUAUCUGA
Molecule: messenger RNA, 1236 nt
Organism: Dacryopinax primogenitus
Lineage: Eukaryota; Fungi; Basidiomycota; Dacrymycetes; Dacrymycetales; Dacrymycetaceae
Exons: 7
Coding region: 1-1236 (411 amino acids)
Source: RefSeq, a predicted model, not a curated record